Molecule: messenger RNA, 775 nt
Organism: Cuscuta campestris
Lineage: Eukaryota; Viridiplantae; Streptophyta; Magnoliopsida; Solanales; Convolvulaceae
Source: the annotation of a GenBank genome assembly
AGUGACACUAUGAAAUCAAAAAUUUGUUGGAGGAUCCUUGCAAAGUUUCCAACAUUCAUCAUAUUUAACCGGUUAGGCUUCUUGCCCAACACACCGAGCUAUUUAGGGCACAGAAAUCUCUCUGAAGAAUAAGAAAAAGGAGAAGAGAUGCCGACGAUAACGAAGCUAUGUUCCAUGGCAGAAGCAUCUGAGCACAAGACCAAGGGCGAUUGUUGGGUCGUUAUUCACGACAAGGUUUAUGACGUCUCAUCGUAUAUGGAUGACCAUCCAGGUGGAGAUGAUGUAUUAACAGCUGCCGCUGGAAAAGAUGCCACCGAUGAUUUCGAAGAUGCCGGGCAUAGCGAAAGCGCAAAAGAGCUGAUGAAGAAAUUCUUUAUUGGGGAGAUUGAUCCAACUGCCCCCACCAUCCCUAAUAAACAGGACAACCAUUCAAACCAGUCUAGCUGCAACAUAUCUCAGAAGGUCAUCGAUUUCACCAAACAGUAUUGGGUUCUUCCCGUCACCAUUGCUGGCAUCUCCGUGGUUGCCGGUUUCUUGUUCUUGCAUAAAAAGUUGCAAUAGAGUGCUAAAAGCCUCCUUCAGAGGAAUCGGAUCGGUUGGUUUAGGCAUAGUAUUACUCACAAGAUGUUGCCGAAAUUCUGCUUGUACGGUAUUACAGGGUUUACGACACUCUAAAGAGAGUAGAUUCUAUUAUUUGGCAUUUUAAUUGUAGAAUUGAAUGCCAUGACUAGUGUUUUUGCUGUGACAUUGUGGAAAAAAAACACUUUUGAGGUAU